Messenger RNA from Papaver somniferum (opium poppy), 2805 nucleotides. RefSeq lists its product as uncharacterized. The transcript is spliced from 7 exons. Gene Ontology annotation, biological process: telomere maintenance; DNA repair. NCBI's taxonomy places the organism in Eukaryota, Viridiplantae, Streptophyta, Magnoliopsida, Ranunculales, Papaveraceae. Gene Ontology annotation, molecular function: DNA helicase activity. Bases 1 to 2805 code for a protein of 934 amino acids. The record is from RefSeq and is a predicted model, not a curated record.
AUGAUUUUUUAUCGUGAACCAAAAGGUUUUUGUUGUUCAGAUGGGAAAGUUGUUUUACCGUUUGUUCCACCCCCUGUUGAGCUUUUGGAGAUGUAUGAAGAUCAACUUGAAGUUGGGGAACACUUUCGGAGAAAAUUAGCUGAUAAUAGAGAAGGUGUUUAUACAUUUCGUGUUCAAGGUGAUAUCUACCAUAAAAUAGGAAGUCUUCUACCCCCUGUGGUUGAAAAUGAAACAGACCCUCCAAUAACAGUUCGUCCAAGAUAUAUACAAAUGUAUAUUUAUGAUAUAGAUAACGAUAUUGAUUGGAGGAUGGAAGAAGAUGGUGCCGAUCUAAACAGGGAGGUGAUGGAGAAGUUGAGGAUAAUUUUGGAUACACAUAAUAGGUUCGUGCAUGUAAUCAGGCCGCUUGCACAACGAGAAGACAUCCAAAGAUGUAGAUUGGUCAUUAAAGAACAACCUGCGACCGAGAAGCAGUACACGCUUCCAACUUCUUCACAAGUCGCCACAAUUGUAGUUGAAGGAGAUGGAUCUGCUAAACCUGGAGAGCGAGACAUUGUAGUACGAACAAUAGAAGGAAAGUUGUUAUUUAUCCAAGAAACAUCGGGUUGUUAUGAUCCUCUUCAAUAUCCACUUUUGUUUCCAUACAGGAGUUAUGGAUGGAACCAGAAUAGUAUGGACGAGAACGGUAGACAGUUUACAUGCCUUGAGUACUACUCCUACAUGCUACAGAUUCGAAGUAAUGACGCGUCGCUUCUUCUUCGAGGUGGAAGACUACUACAACAAUAUGCAGUGGAUAAUUGGGUGAGGAUUGAUUUGUCUAGACUUAGAUGGUUAUCUAAUCAUCAAGAAGAGAUAAGAGCUGAAUUUCAUCAAGGUAUACAAGAUGCACGAACGGCCGGCGAAACCAGUGCAAAGAAUUUUGGUCAAAGGAAAGUGCUUCCUUCCUCAUACAUGGGCAGCCCCCGUUACACGUACCAGCGGUAUCAGGAUGCAAUGGCAUUGGUGCAAAAAUACGGUAAUCCCGAUUUGUUCAUUACAAUGACUUGUAACCCACUCUGGGAUGAAAUCGUGUCCAACCUAGGACCGGGUCAAUCUGCAUCGGAUAGACCCGAUCUGACUACAAGGGUGUUCCGUGCAAAGCUUGAAGAGUUAAAGGAAGAUCUUUUUACCAAGUCAAUAUUUGGCAGAGUAGCUGCCCAUGUGCAUGUUUUUGAGUUUCAAAAAAGGGGUCUUCCUCAUGUUUAUAUGUUAAUUAUAUUUAGGGACGAAGACAAAUUACAAGGUCCCGAUGAUUAUGACAAGAUAGUGAGAGCAAAAAUACCUAACCCUGAGGAAGAGCCAGAACUACACGAGUGUGUGAAAAAGUGGAUGAUUCACAGUCCAUGUGGUAGUAAGUGCACGAGAGAUGAAAUUUGUAGCAGUGUAGAGAGUGUUAAAUAUCUUUACAAGUAUGUGUACAAGGGUCCGGAUUAUGUAUCUUUUGGAGUGCAGCCAGUAGACCAUGACGAGAUAACAAGGUACAUUAAUGCAAUAUGGGUUUGUUCCCAAGAGGCACUGUUGAAGAUCUUUAGAUUUCCUCUUUACAAGGUUUAUCCUUCGGUAGUGAGAUUACAGAUACACCUUCCCAACCAACAGAGUGUCAGGUACUAUGAUUACCAAAUGUUAGAUGAAAUUUUGUCUGACGAAAGGAAUUUGAGAACAACUUUGACAGAAUUCUUUGUGACAAAUGCUCGCGAUCCUAGAGCGAGGGAGCUGUUAUACCGUGAAUUUAUUAAAUGUUACUGUUGGGAUACAAAAACAAAAGAGUGGAGAAGGAGACGAAGUACACAGAAGGCGAUAAGAAGGGUUUAUACAGUACCUUCAUGUGCAGGAGAGAGAGCUGCCGAAAAACUGGGACUCUUAGAGAAUGAUCGGAGUGCGAGAGCGUCUUUAGCUGAAGCAGCAACAGUCAAGAUGCCGUCUGCUCUGAGAAGACAAUUUUUCUCUAUCUUGCACUUUUGUAAUCCGACGGGCGUGAGAGAGUUAUGGGAUGAAUUUUUCAAUAACAUGGUUGAUGAUUACUCGAGUUCAAGCAAUACAAGCUCGACACUCUUAUCAGAUCGUCUUCUUCGUGAGUUGAAUUUGAUACUUAAGCAGCACGAUAAAGAUAUAUCCAUGUAUGAUCUACCGCCGAUUGUUGGAACAUUGGGUAAGGAAGUUGAGAUUUUGAGUCUGAUUCAAGAGGAGUUGUCGAUUCCUAUAUCCGACGAAGAUCUUUCUUCUGUCCAAAAGUUGAAUGAAGACCAGUCUAGGGCCUACAAUACAAUCAUGGGAGCAAUUGAGAGAAAGGAAACAACAGCCACGUCGGGAAUAGCUGCUACUACGCUACCUGGUGGGAGGACAUCACACUCAAGAUUUCAUCUUCCGAUGACACCGACAUCAACUUCAACGUGUCGUACGAAGAAACAAACUGAGGAAGCUGAACUUUUGAGGCAUUCUACCGUCCUUAUGUGGGAUGAAGCUAUGAUGGCGCAUCGCUAUUCUUUAGAGGCAUUUGAUCGGAUGAUGAGAGAUAUCAUAGGGAUUGCUGAACCAUUUGGUGGAAAGAUUUUAAUCAUGGGAGGUGAUUUCCGCCAGGUACUACCAGUGAUUCCAAGGAGUACAAGGGGACAGACAGUCGAUGCAUGUCUUAGCAGGUCACAUUUUGUGGGAAAUGUACAUGUUCUGCGUCUGAAGAAGAAUAUGGGCGCGGUCGAGGAUGCAUCUUAUUCUGAGUUUUUGAUUUGUGUUGGUGACGGCGAUAACCUUGCGUUGCUAAUGAGAUGA